Molecule: messenger RNA, 315 nt
Organism: Vollenhovia emeryi
Lineage: Eukaryota; Metazoa; Arthropoda; Insecta; Hymenoptera; Formicidae
Exons: 1
Source: RefSeq, a predicted model, not a curated record
AGAUGUUUGCACUACUUUAGCUCCAACAUCAAGUUGCAAGCCCACAGCGUGGACUGUCAACAGAUAAAUAACUGCGCGAUCAUAUUACCCAGCGAGGAGGAAAAGUGGCUCAGUUUUAACAAUCACAGUAGGAAGGAACGUGUGCCGUUUGUCGUCUACGCCGACUUGGAGUGUAUCCUGAAAAAGAUGGAUACGGAUCCGAAGACAUAUCAGCACCAUGAAGUAUUUAGCAUCGCUUAUUACCUGCACUGCUCAUAUGACGACUCGCUAUCAACAUAUCAGUUUCAUCGUGACAAGGAUUGCAUCGCAUUGUAA